AGCUUGAGAUAAGAUUAUGUUUUGUGGAAGAAGUGUGCGUCUUGCUGUUAACUCUCGGACGUGGAACCCAACUCAGGCGGAAUGGCAACUUGCUGCCCAAUGUGUUCAGAAUGAGGAGAAGCAUCGAAUUGGAAAGUUCAUUUUCAAAAAGGAUGCAAAAUCAGCUAUGGUAGGGCGUUUGCUUCUGCGUUAUGGAGUUUCAAAAAUGUUAGAUGUCCCCUAUCGCUCUCUUAAAUUCUGUCGAACUGAGAAAGGAAAGCCGUAUUUGACAAGCCCUGCAGAAAAGUGCCUACCCCACUGUGAACUGAGCUUUAAUAUCUCUCAUCAAGGAGAUUUUGUGGUCUUUGCAGCCGAGAAAGAAAGAUUGGUCGGAGUGGACAUAAUGAAAGUGGAGUGGCCAAGAAGUAAACCAGUAUCAGAGUUUUUCGAUACCUUAGAACGCCAGCUGACAACACAUGAAUGGAAAGAAGUGAAAAGUAGGAUAGGAGACAUGGAGCAGUUGAAGACUUUUUUCAGACUAUGGUGCUUAAAGGAAAGCUUGGUCAAAGCAUGGGGAACUGGCAUUGGCUUUGAAGUGAAUCGUCUAAGCUUUCAUUUUGGAACCCCAGAACUGGCCUCUGAUGUCAUGUGUACUGACACGUCAGUGGAAAUAGAUGGUGAGCCUGCGCCUGACUGGUCAUUCCACGAGACUUUGCUCGCUGACCAUUGUGUGGCUGUGGCUGUGAAAAGAAGCUGUAAGGACGAGGCAGCGCCGGUGACAGUCGCGACUUCUCCGCCCGAAGACAAAGAGCCGCCCAAAUUCCACGUGAUGGAUGUCCAAGAGCUGCUGUCUGGCUGCGAACCUCUCGCCGGGAGCUCCCCCGACCGCGAGUACUGGGAGGAGUUUAGUGGCAGGGAGGAGGAGCCAGGGUUGAGGUGACAGACAGAGGGGAGGGACACUCCGACUGACUGAAAGUGGUGCAUCAUAAGCUUGAUGUCUUUGGAAGCGGAAUUGCUAUAGUGCGGUCCAAAAUUUUGUGACGCAACUAGUUUUUUAAUCUAGCCCCAAUUGUUGU
Molecule: messenger RNA, 1055 nt
Organism: Aplysia californica (California sea hare)
Lineage: Eukaryota; Metazoa; Mollusca; Gastropoda; Aplysiida; Aplysiidae
Product: L-aminoadipate-semialdehyde dehydrogenase-phosphopantetheinyl transferase
Cellular component (GO): cytosol
Molecular function (GO): magnesium ion binding; holo-[acyl-carrier-protein] synthase activity
Source: RefSeq, a predicted model, not a curated record